ACACACGGCACAAUAUAUUUUAACUUGGCAAUUAGCCAACUUCUUCGCUGGAUUAUUGACAUACCUGACUGAACUGCGUUUAGUUCUGUAGCGCUGUCACGUGUUAGCGCAAGUGCUACAAGCGCUGUCAGACACUAACCAAGACCUCCAACUGCCUCCUGCGGUUGCUGCGGUGUAACCACACAAAUUGACGUCAACGAGCGAACUAUCCAGUUGAAACCUUGGUGAAUUGAUCACCGACGAUGCUAAGAAUUGUACAGGACUAUCGUAAGACAGCCCACCUUCAAGACGAUGAACAGAUCCUCCUCAUCUUUAUUGAAAAGUUAGAAUGAAACACAUAAGCAUCCACAGCGUGCGCUGUAGAUAGGCUACUAGAGCGGCAACAUACCCGAAUUAGUCUCGGAGCUGUAAAGGCUGACCGACGCGCUCAUCGUCCUCGGAACUGGUGUCACAGGCUACAUCACACUAACAAUGUGCCUCCAGGAUGAUCCGUUUCUCCUGAAAGAUUUCUAAAAGUGCACCUCCAUACCAAAGCAUUUCAUCAGAGAAGUAGUGUCCAAAGAAAUCGGUAUAUCUCUGUGUGGGAUGGACACAGCCAAGGGGAGGUGGGCGCCCGAAAGCAGCCCCUCGCCCCCCAGAGCCCGGACUUCCUGCUGUCCCAGUCUGAAGAUAUUCCUCAUGGCCUUGUCCUUCGCAUACUUUGCCAAGGCGUUAUCUGGAAGCUAUAUGAAGAGCACAAUUACUCAGUUGGAAAGAAGAUUUGACAUUCCCAGUUAUUUGAUCGGCGUCAUAGACGGCAGCUUUGAGAUAGGUAAUCUGCUAGUGAUUGCCUUUGUAAGUUACUUUGGGGCCAAGCUUCACCGCCCAAAGAUCAUCUCAACUGGCUGUCUCCUCAUGUCACUGGGGACGUUCCUGAUUGCUAUGCCUCAUUUUAUCAUUGGCCGCUACAAGUUUCAGACAUCCGUAAGACCAGCCAUGAACACAUCAAGUUACCUCUCAGGAUACUGUCCAGCAAGCACACCUGAGCCCAUUCAGACAGGCAGCAGCCCCUCAGUAGUGCCCUCUGUUGGCUGUGAGAGGGAGUCCAGCCUCUCCAUGUGGGUGUAUGUCCUCCUGGGGAAUGUGCUGCGGGGCAUCGGUGAGACGCCCGUGCAACCACUGGGCAUCUCCUACAUCGACGAUUACGCCCACGCUGAAAACACAGCCCUCUAUAUAGGCUGUGUGCAGACUAUAGCCAUCAUUGGUCCAGUGUUUGGAUACCUGCUGGGAUCUCUCUGUGCUAAAAUAUAUGUGGAUGUGGGAUUUGUUGACAUGGACACCAUCACCAUCACCCCUAGCGAUGCGCGGUGGGUGGGAGCCUGGUGGCUGGGCUACCUGAUCGCAGGGGUCAUCACCCUGGCCUCGGCCGUGCCCUUCUGGUUCCUGCCCCGGGCGCUGCCGCCCCCGCAAGACCAGCACAAUGACGACAGCCCCCUGGAGCAGGCCAGCUUCCUGAAGGACGCCCCCACCAUCAAGCACAAGUACAUGCCAGACGAGCUCGCCAACUUCCACGAUAUGGCUAAAGAAUUCCUCCCUACAUUGAAGAGCCUGCUUGGUAAUCCUGUGUAUUUGACAUAUCUUUGUGUGACCAUCAUCCAGUUCAACUCGCUCAUUGGUAUGGUCACGUACAAGCCCAAAUACAUCGAGCAGCAUUAUGGACAGUCUGCCUCCAAAGCCAACUUUCUGAUGGGCAUCAUCAACAUCCCAGCCGUGGCCCUUGGAAUGUUCCUGGGGGGCGUCAUUAUGAAGAAGUUCAAGUUCGGCAUCCUGGCCGCCGCCAAGUUCGCCUUCGGGACCUCGUUGGGCUACUUUCUCUCGCUGUUCUUCUUCGCCAUGGGCUGUGAGAACGCCAAGGUGGCGGGCGUAACGCUGUCAUACUCUGGCGAGGAUGUCUUGUCUUACAACGAGAGGUUUCUAUUCACCAACUGCAACUCAGCGUGCAUGUGCUCCGGGAAGGACUGGGACCCCGUAUGUGGAGCAGACGGCAUUACGUACGUCAGCCCCUGUCUGGCCGGCUGCACAGCCUCCAACGGAUCUGGGAAGGAGACGGUGUUUGAACACUGCAAAUGCAUCGGCACCGCUGGACCAGGUGCCCAGACCGGCAACCUGACAGCUAUUUUGGGCCACUGCCCCCACCGUAGCAGCUGUGACAGCAUCUUCCCCUACUUCCUGGGCCUGUCAGUCAUCACUUCCUUCAUCAUCUCCCUGGGGGGAACCCCUGGCUAUGUGCUGCUCAUCAGGUGCAUUAAGCCGCAGCUGAAGUCUCUCGCACUGGGGCUCUACACACUUUCCACUCGGACCCUCGCUGGAAUACCUGCCCCCAUCUAUUUUGGUGCCAUUAUUGACACCACCUGCUUGAAGUGGGGACAGAAACGAUGUGGUGGCCGUGGGGCGUGCCGAAUAUACAACACAACAGCCUACAGGAUAGUGUAUCUGGGCCUGACGCUGGGUUUGCGGACCGUCUCCUUCUUCCUGUGCAUCCUGGGCUUCAUGCUGCUGAGGCGGCACGUGCGACGCGAGGAGCAGCAGGCGGCGCUGACCAAUGGCGGUGCAGAGACCGAGUGCCUCAGGAAGGAGGAGAACCACACGCUGCACUGCGAGCAGCUCCUGUGGACGCUGGACUGCAACCCCGACCGGGAGACGCGGCUGUGAUGGUCAGCAUGGUUGCCACUCGUCCAUGUAAAUCUGUUUUU
Alosa alosa (allis shad) is the source of this 2732-nucleotide messenger RNA. Its product is annotated as solute carrier organic anion transporter family member 1C1-like. Gene Ontology annotation, molecular function: protein binding. Lineage: Eukaryota; Metazoa; Chordata; Actinopteri; Clupeiformes; Clupeidae. Gene Ontology annotation, cellular component: membrane. The record is from RefSeq and is a predicted model, not a curated record. Gene Ontology annotation, biological process: transmembrane transport; sodium-independent organic anion transport.